Messenger RNA from Colletotrichum karsti, 1497 nucleotides. RefSeq lists its product as uncharacterized. The record is from RefSeq and is a predicted model, not a curated record. The transcript is spliced from 3 exons. Bases 1 to 1497 code for a protein of 498 amino acids. Lineage: Eukaryota; Fungi; Ascomycota; Sordariomycetes; Glomerellales; Glomerellaceae.
AUGAAACUCCCACGAUUGCUUUUCUCGGCCUUUGCGAAUGCAUCCACCUCAGGAGAUGAAAACAUGGAGCAUUCUUCAAGCGAGGAAAGCGUCGAUCUCGUGAUGACCGAUGCAGAACCCAAUGACCAAGAGAACACGGGCGGUCAGACCACUUCAGACAACAACAUCACUGGUGCAUCAGCUGCCUCGACAACUAAUGAGAUUAUUUUCUCAUCCGAUGAUGUUUAUCUUACCCUCUCGCCACUUUCUCAAGCAAGGAAGCUCUUGAGAAAAAUGGAACUCAAGGACAUCGAGAUUGACCGGCUGAAGCGUGCGCUUAACCAUGUCAAAAUCUCCUCAGCCACGCGCAAGUUUUGGCUUGUUACCAAGGGGUUCAUUGGUCGACAAGAUGUCAGGAUCAAGAAGCUCAGAAAUGAGAUUCUUGAUUACACGGCGCUGAUUGACAAUUCCAAGAGCAAGCUCAGUGAGCGCGAACAUGAGAUUGAAGAGUUGAAGCAGAAGCUGCAAACAGCCGAGAAAGAGGCAAAGAAGAGCAGAGAGACUGAAGCUACUAUUCGGGAUACUCUUGACAGGAAGAUUCUGAGGCUUGAGGACGACAUCGACAAACUCAUGGCCGACAACAAAACACUCAAUCAGCAGCUGAUCGCGACCAAGGACUGCGCAGCCUCACCUCAGUCAGUCUCAAAUUCAACCAAAGUCGCGGACGCCGCCAUUGUCAACCUAUGGAACAGCAUGUCGUACAACAUCCGAGACAUGGCGACGACUCUUCUCACUGGCUGUCCUUCCCAAGAGGAGUUGCGAAGCGAACUUAUUGAUGCGUCUUCUGCUGUUGGACGUAUGUCGGCCCGGCAUUGCGACCUCCUCCAGGAUGAGGACAUCAGAUCUCUCGUCGUCGAAAGAUACAUUUGGAACGGCAUCAUGUCAAGCAUAUUUGGCCAUGGCGAAGAGGACGACCUGCGCGGAGCUUGGUCCGGAAGAGUCGGAGACCGCUUUGUCCACAUCUGUCGUGAUCUUUUCGGUGUUAUCCAAGAAGAGGGCCAUGAUGCAAAGAAGUUUUUCCGCUGGAAAGCAAAGGGCGGCGCCAUGAUAGAGAAGAUCAUGGGAAUCAAGAGCUGGGACACAUAUGAAGCUGUCGGACCGGAGCUCGAGGGCUGGUACAAAUUCCUGCCCCAUGACAAAAAGAACUGCCGCGCCACCCGUCUCAGCAUCGACAACGCACUUGACAAGAUUUACGAAGAGGCUGUCGAGCUGCAGAGAAUCUUCAUGAAGUCUAAAGCCCACUUCUUGGUUGAGUGGGAGCCUUCUAAUAGGUCAUAUGCCUGGCCUUCCCGCUACCACCCCGACAUGAUGGAAGCGGAGAUGUGGGAAAAGGACUUGGACAGGACGAGUAGGGUCGUCUUCCGCGUUUCCCCAUUCUUGACGAAGAUUGGUACGGCGGACGGCGAUAACUACGAUCGUUACAUGCUGUUGGCCAAGCAGCGCGUGGUCUGCGACUGA